AUGUGCUCUGACGAGAACGGCGCCCACCAUGCGAUCUACUACCUCAACGCUCAGCUCGAGGCUUUGUAUAACCAGCGAAGCACUGCCUCGCUGAGCAUGCUGGGUCGCGUCGCCCAGAGAGCCUACAGCGCUGCUAGCUUGGACGGUUCCUUCGAUGUCGCUUUCCACGCCACCUUCGGCAAGCCCGUCCUGGAGUUUAUCUGUGGCCACAACGCCGUCCUUCACCUCACUCUGGAUGAAAGUCGUUUGGUUGUAGGCGGCCGCUCUAUCUAUGGGAACAACCUUCUCAUCAGUGAAUAUGAGAGCACGAUCAACCUCCUGAUCCUCGACUUCAAAAACUCAGUCCUUCUUUCUACCUUCCCGCAUGUUUCAUUCGGGAGCGUCCAGCUCACGCGUUUCCUCGCGGGCUAUCUUCAAUUGCUCCAGGAAGCUGGCAACCAUGUUCUCUUCUCCCCUCCCAAGUUUGGUCCCUACAGCCCGAUGAUGAUCACCGACUACGCUCUCUUGGACCUCUCUCAGGCCUUCUUCCACAACUCCAUCCGAGGAAUCAGCGUCGACCAGAUCAACACCUAUCUUACUUCGAUCUGGCUCAAGUCGUCCAUGCUUUCCUACCGCGGCAUCAACGGCGAGAAGGGCAACUGGCCUCUUCGACUCCUCGCGCAGUUCAACACGAGGUCGUACGGGCAAGGGACGUACGGCCGCUUCCGUAUGGGACUGGAGCCUCCUACCGUUGAGAUCGUUUGCGACAAGGAGCUCAUCAUGUACUUCAACAUCGACGAACUUGAUUGUUUCGAUCACAAUGGGAACAUCACUCACUCUUUCAAGGGCUGGAAGGUUGCUCUAGUCGUCGAUGUUUUGUACUCCGACGAAGCCGACGGUCGCGCUGUGACCCUUCGGCUCGACUUUGACAAAGGCGCGUUCUCGCCGACUGAUCAUAUCUCGCACUUCCCCGGUCUCGACGAGGAUGACGCGUUCUGCGGCGAACAGACGGAACUUCUCGUGCGAUUCUUCACCAAGGAGUACCUCCGCCUCCUCAAGGACGUCCACUACGACGUUCUAUACACCCACGACACCCGCUGGGAGACCGUCCACAAGCCUCUUGAGCACCCCUCCGGCGGGUGGGAAGUUGGCCUUCCGGACCACUCGCGCGACUCGAUCCGGCACACACACAUGUACGGCUUCGACCAGGUCGCCGCGCUCUCACACGGCUCGCUCGACGCGCAUUUCGCCUCCCUCCGCAAGAGCGCGCACGGUAUCCUGCGCCAGUGGACGCACGACAAGUUCUUCGACGCCAAGUUCAAGCCGCUCACGGUCCGCCUUCUCAGCGACAACCGCGCGAUCGUGUGGGUUCACCUCAAGGGCGGCGUCCUCACCACGCUCCGCGAAUGGGUGCCGUCCCUGGAGUCCGACGCGACCGCUACUUUCGGCGAGUGGCGCCUCGCCUUCGAGGUACCACUGAAAAAGUGCUCGCAACACGAGCUGGAGGGCUUUGAUUCGGUCGGAUACCGGAACACCAUGGCCUUCCAGAAGCACGGCGUCGUCGAAGACUGCGAGCUCUACCACAUCUGUCUCGAUCUCCACAACGCCGAUUACAUCCACGAGUACUCGCUUUUCGCCGACCUCACCCAGGACAGGCAGGGGAUCCGCCACUCCGUCCUCAAGCUCCAGGCGGCCAUCCACUACGUCACUCAACACUACUUCCCGGCCCUCUGCCGGGAGGCCUACCACGUCCUCACCAGCGUCCCCGUCUGGAAGCCGAACGCGACUCUCCCCUCCUCCUACGCGCUCACCAGCGUCGACUUCCAAGUCUACUCGUCCGCGCGCGUCACGCGCAAGAACUGGGCGCACGUCUCGGUCGGACACCAGCCUGUACUCGUCGUCUUCGGCAUGACCGCACACCGCCCCCGCCCGCGCACCACCUCGACUGCCGAGGCCGCGCGCGGCUUCUCGCACGGCACGCUGAGUAUCGCGCGGCGCGUGUUCAUGGACGAGCGCGUGCUCACGCUCCUUGCGCGCGUCAACGUGCUCACCACGCUCGUCCCCCAGCGCGCGGACGCGCUCGAGCAGCAUGAUUUCCGCGGGCUCCAGCUUGUGCCCUGGGCUCGCCACGAGCAGCGCAAGAAGUGGCCGGCCGAGUGGUACCUCUGGCGGCACGACGAGCGCUGGCAGUACGAUUCGCGCGGCAACGCGAACCCGACGAACACCUCGCGCGGCGUAUCUUGCGUCACCCGCAACUAUGUGGAGCUUCCGACCGCCGUCAGGCAAGGCGCUCUGAGCAUCAGGAUCGGCGGCGAGGUCGAGCUCAGUGUCUCGCUGCAGAACACGAGGACCUACACCGCCCGCGCUUCCGUCAGCUGGUCGACGCACGUCACCGUCCACACGCUCGGGAACACCAUCAGGGUUGACACCGUCGGCUCGCACGACCCCGUCUUCACCCCGGCCACCUACGCGAUCGGGCCCGACGUCGUCCCAUUCGCCGAGCUCGCGCUGUCCGCGACGCUCGCCGACCCGGUCAUGCUCCUCGUCGAGGCGUUCCCGCCCAAGGUCGACCUCGAUGGGCUCGUCCGCGAGAUGCGUGCGUUCGAGGGCGCGUGGCAGUACUGCUUCCCCCUCGCGGGCGCGGGCGCGUACGCGCUCGGCAGCCCGAUCUUCAACGCGGACGGGGACCUGCUUUUUGAGCUCCGUCGGCACGGCGCCAGCUCGCGCGAGGGCGACGGUGGGCGGCGGCUCCGCCAGAAGCGGGCGCCGCUCGCGAUCACGAACGGGAGCGCACCGGAGUGGCAGUUCGCCACGCCGCGCAACGGGGUCGAAGUCAUCAACGAGAGGACGGACGGGCCCGGGGUGUACAACGGCAACGGCAACCCGACGUUGAAGGCGACUGCUCCCGCCCCGGAGUUCUCUGGCGUCGCGGAGUGA
This is a messenger RNA of Epithele typhae, 2916 nucleotides long. RefSeq lists its product as uncharacterized. The transcript is spliced from 13 exons. Bases 1 to 2916 code for a protein of 971 amino acids. The record is from RefSeq and is a predicted model, not a curated record. NCBI's taxonomy places the organism in Eukaryota, Fungi, Basidiomycota, Agaricomycetes, Polyporales, Epitheliaceae.